CUCACCCAGCAGCAGGAUCUUGCACUCCUUCUUGAACUUGCGGCUGUCCUCCUCGAUCUGGCGAUCGAUGGCGGUGCUGCGCUCCUUCGCGCCCUUCUCGCCGCCAGACGACAUACAUGCGCCCAUGGCGAAUGCAGGACAAGCGCUAGAGCGCGUGCGAGAGCUAGAACCGUGCAGAGACGGGCACGAGGGCCUCUAGAUGCGCGGAAAGGGAUGCGCGAGGAGGAUGCAGGCGAACAGGGAGAGCCCGAAUGGGCGGGGUAUCGCGAGAGGAGACGCUGUGCUUGAGCUGGCGCCGGAGAGUCGAGCGACGAGUGAGACAGCGAAGCGCAGCAGCUGGACAGAUCCGAGCUCGAGUGCCGCUGGUGCGUGGAUGGCGCUGCGCACGCGAGGGCGGCAGCAGUCUCGACGCGUGCAAAGACGCAGUCUCUAGCAGCAGAGCAGCGUGCGGCGAGCGCAGACGAGCUUGGAUGGAGCUGCAGUCGCAGCGUGUGCUGACGUCGCGACUCUGCUGCGUGGACGUGCGGCGCUGUCUACGCGAGCUGCGCUGGCGCUGCGGCUGCGGCUGCGGCUGCGGGCGCUGCUGCUCUGGGUGCGAGCGGAGACGCGUGCGUCGGGCGGAGCAGCGCGCUCUGAGACGGAGCGGUUGGAACGUCGACUACCCGGCGCGGCGCAGGCAGACGCAAUGCGGCGGCAGCAGCGCAGAUGGAGGGACGAGGCGACGGCGGGAAGCCGGUGCGACGCGGCGGCGAGCGGAGAGGAAGCGCGCGAAGCUGGUGCGCGCGUGUGUGCGGGCGCGGCGUGGAGCAGAGCGCGGGCGCGUCGGGAGCCGGCGAGCGUGAGAGAGACGUGAGGCUGCGCGUGGAGAGGUGCGAGAGGUGAGUGGUGAGAAGGAUGGAGACGCGGCGAGACGAGGUGAGCGAGAGGAGCGCAGGGUGCAGGCCGGGCCAGGGCAGAGGCAGCGUCGGGUAGCG
Messenger RNA from Tilletiopsis washingtonensis, 974 nucleotides. RefSeq lists its product as hypothetical. Lineage: Eukaryota; Fungi; Basidiomycota; Exobasidiomycetes; Entylomatales. Bases 252 to 842 code for a protein of 196 amino acids. The record is from RefSeq and is a predicted model, not a curated record. The transcript has a single exon.